Messenger RNA from Zymoseptoria tritici IPO323, 1272 nucleotides. RefSeq lists its product as uncharacterized. NCBI's taxonomy places the organism in Eukaryota, Fungi, Ascomycota, Dothideomycetes, Mycosphaerellales, Mycosphaerellaceae. Bases 1 to 1272 code for a protein of 423 amino acids. The transcript has 3 exons. The record is from RefSeq and is a predicted model, not a curated record.
AUGACCAAGGACCCGAUGAGCGACGCAGACGAACUCAUCUCCCUCCCAGAGUGGCUCGCAAGUCAAUCCAUCUCCACCAUAUCCGAAAACAUCCCGCCUCCGGACAAGACUCCCCGCCGCACGGCCGCAGACUGGGAGGCUGUCCACCGACGCUUCGCUCGAAACUCUCAACCAGAAAUCAUGGUCGGCUCCUCGAUUGCAGAGGAAGAUAGCUGUACCUCCUCUCCUGAUACGCCAUCGAAAACCGACGAUGACCGCCUACACGACGUCGAGCGCGGCUACGAACAUUUACCUGGAGAUCAACAUGUGCCGGAGGAAGUCGUCUCGCAGGCGGAGGAAAUCGACGAGGAAUUGGAAGAGAGGUUGAGAAGGGUGCAGGAAAGGAUGUCUUUGGAUGCUGAUCACGAUGCGGAGAAAGACGACGUCGGUAGUGUAUCGGAUGAAUCGCGACGGUCCAGCGGGACUGAUGAGAGGAAGGAGGAGCUUCACGGUAUCACAGACCCACCAUUGAGCACGAAUACGCUCGCCGAGCCUUCGAACCGCCAACCCAAAAAAGGUCAGCCUCCCGUUCUCAGAGAUCCAAACGACGUCUUCGGUCCACCAUCGCCUGAGCUCACUGCAUCCGAGAAGCCGAAGCAGAAGAAGAAGAAGGCGAUCCAAAAGCCAACCGCCUGUUCCCGCAUUGCACGCUUCCUCUUCGCAGUGACAUUUUACUCGGUCCUCUUCCACAGCGUUUAUUUACCUGGUUCUCUUCCGCGGCCUAUGAAUCCUCCGCACUCUAUCGGUCCUCCGCACUUGCUCAGUCCUCCGGCGUCCCUCGAUCCUCCGCCAUCUCUCGAUCCUCCGCCGUCCCUCAGAUCAAACUCAUCUCUACUGCCAGAUCUGCUGCCUCUACCCUCGACCUCAACAACAGCUUGGACAACCCCAACCCUCGCCAUCCACCUAACCUCCACCCUCGCCCUCCACCGCGCCUUCCUACACCUGCAACCUCGCACAGCCCUUUCUCCGUCCAUUCUCCAUCGACAACUCGUCGAACUCGACUCCAUGGACGAAACAUUAGCUUGGGUCGUUGACGUCUGGGCCAAGAGACAGGAGGGCAGGGCUGUAAGAGAGAAUGUACGGGCGAGAUUGUUGGACGGCGUGGGGAAUUUGGGUCUGAGGUGGAAUGGGCAGACCGCGGAGGAGGUGAUUGUGGGGAGGGAGGUCGCGGAGGGGGUCAAUAGGUUUGUUGAAGAGAUUUUGAGGUUUGUAGCGGGUUGGGAGGAUGGGUAG